Molecule: messenger RNA, 504 nt
Organism: Suillus paluster
Lineage: Eukaryota; Fungi; Basidiomycota; Agaricomycetes; Boletales; Suillaceae
Exons: 3
Coding region: 1-504 (167 amino acids)
Source: RefSeq, a predicted model, not a curated record
AUGCAUGUCUCUAAUCCUCAUGAACCUCUCAACUUGUCCAGCCGAACCACCUUUUUUCAUGACAAUGUCAUCAUCAUGGAGGUCAAUAAUCUUCUCGCCGGAUGGCCCACUUACACAAUAAAUUUCACACCUGAGCGUCCAGGACCGCUGAAGCUUAUUUUGCGCUUGAAGGAUGCAUCAAAAUUUCGAUCAACCGAAGAUGAUGAUAGUGAAGAUGAGGCAGAGGGAGCGGGAGCAAGUAAGGAGGAUGCAGAUGUUACCAUGGUCUGCGAGGCAAUGUCCAAGGAUGCACCUCAGCGCUUCAGUGCGAAACCUGUGCAACUACAUGGCAUCCCUAAGGACCCUCCUUCAGUUGUCACCUUACAGGAGAAGUUCGAGCAGGAGAACAUUUAUACUUGGCCCCCUUGUUGUGGCUUCAGGAAGAUGUCUGCCGAAGUGCCACUCAAUCAUGUUGACGCAUUCAUGACACUACCUGCUGCUGUAGCAGCAUUAAAGUUAGACUAA